AUGAAGAUGUUAAUGCAGCGUCCACUAUACCAAGAUUCAGUUUCUGUAUUUCAGAUUAAUCCAAAAAAGGGAUGUGAAGUUGACCUGGUGUUUAGCACAGAGCGCUACCACCCAGAGCAGGAAGGUGAGGAACAUUUGGGGAAAUGUUCUGCUCAAGUGUUUUUCAAGAAUCAGAAACCCAGACCAGCUGUUAAUGUAACUUGUACACGGUUCCUCGAGAAAAAGAGAAGACUACAAGAGGAUUACCUGCUUUUCAAGCAAAUGAAGCGACUUAAGAACCCCUUGGAUAUAGUCAGCAUACCUGAUAGUCAUGGACAUAUCGAUCCUUCUCUGAGACCCAUCUGGGAUUUGGCUUUUCUCGGCAGCUCUUACGUGAUGUGGGAAAAGACAAGCCAGUUUUUACACUACUACUUGGCACAGCUCAGCAGUGUGAAGCAGUGGAAAACUGAUGAUGAUGCAAUUGAUUUUGAUUAUACUGUUCUACUUCAUGAAUUUUCAACGCAGGAAAUCAUUCCCUGUCAUAUUCACUUGGUCUGGUACCCUGGCAAACCACUAAAAGUGAAGUACCACUGUCAAGAGCCACCAACACCAGAAGAAGCCUCUGGAACCGAAGAAGGAUCAGCUGUGGCACCAACAGAGCUUAGUAAUUUCUAAAGAGAAAAAAAUAACCUGUUUAUACCAAAUUCUAGACAAAAUGACUGUGCUAGCCUAAAUCAUUAUUCUAGUAAAACAGUUAAUGUAUAGGCAUUCUAAUAAUUUGGGAACGCCUGUGAUUACAGUACUCAAAAAUUAAAAGAUGUUAGGGUUUUUGUUUGUUUUGCAAUUGGUCUACGUUAGAUUUUAACUCUGGGAGCAUGUGCAU
Molecule: messenger RNA, 862 nt
Organism: Galeopterus variegatus (Sunda flying lemur)
Lineage: Eukaryota; Metazoa; Chordata; Mammalia; Dermoptera; Cynocephalidae
Gene: RARRES1
Product: retinoic acid receptor responder (tazarotene induced) 1
Exons: 6
Coding region: 1-654 (217 amino acids)
Molecular function (GO): metalloendopeptidase inhibitor activity
Source: RefSeq, a predicted model, not a curated record